Panicum hallii is the source of this 825-nucleotide messenger RNA. Its product is annotated as calmodulin. The transcript has 2 exons. Gene Ontology annotation, molecular function: enzyme regulator activity; calcium ion binding. The coding region runs from base 107 to 556 and encodes 149 amino acids. NCBI's taxonomy places the organism in Eukaryota, Viridiplantae, Streptophyta, Magnoliopsida, Poales, Poaceae. The record is from RefSeq and is a predicted model, not a curated record.
ACCCCGUCCCCCAUCCGCGCAGGCCAACCAACAGUGACGCGAGCACGAGCACCCCUCCCCCUCUCCUCUCCUUCCGCGUCGCGUGCCCUCGCCGCAGCCCUCCCCCAUGGCGGACCAGCUCACCGACGAGCAGAUCGCGGAGUUCAAGGAGGCGUUCAGCCUCUUCGACAAGGACGGCGACGGUUGCAUCACUACCAAGGAGCUUGGAACUGUGAUGCGCUCCCUUGGCCAGAACCCUACUGAAGCAGAGCUGCAGGACAUGAUCAACGAGGUUGAUGCUGAUGGCAACGGGACCAUCGACUUCCCAGAGUUCCUGAACCUGAUGGCAAGGAAGAUGAAGGACACUGACUCUGAGGAGGAGCUCAAGGAGGCUUUCCGCGUCUUCGACAAGGACCAGAACGGUUUCAUCUCGGCUGCUGAGCUCCGCCACGUCAUGACCAACCUUGGUGAGAAGCUGACCGAUGAGGAAGUCGACGAGAUGAUCCGCGAGGCUGAUGUGGACGGUGAUGGCCAGAUCAACUAUGAGGAGUUUGUUAAGGUUAUGAUGGCCAAGUGAGGAGCGGUCCCCCAUAAAUAAGUCUGUCCCAAGCAAACCGAACUAUCAGACUCACAAGCUGUACUUUGUCAUGUCCCGUUGAUGAGUACGUAUCAAUAUCAUGCAGGUGGUAAUGUUGAGUAGUGGUCGGGUUAGGUGGUGUAGUCAUGGAAACGCGACAUCAGAUACCUGUUUCUUUUGAUUGUGAUGUUAUCUUGCAUUAUUGCGCCUGUUGGGGCUUUAGGAUUUGUUGAAGUUCAUAUUUUCGUGGGUAUAUUUUUUUUGCGCAA